AUGAUUUGGGUGGUGGCGAAGGCGCUGUUGGCUGCCACCCUCUUGUGUCGCGCCCGAGCCUACGGCGCUCAUCCCCAAGUCUACCAUCAUGUCGUGGCCUCAGCAGCGGAUGCCGCGCUCCUCGCCUCUUGUGUCGCCAGAGAGGGUGCCGUCGUGCAUGCUUCCUGGCUUGGGUCGGUGACUCUGCAUGAGCCCAUCAAGGUCGGUGUCUCCAGCCGGCUAACCAUCUUGGGCGGCAGCCCGGGUGCAACGGUUACGUAUUCCCGACCCGCUACCGGCAACGCCGAUUGGCGACGGCCAGACGCCGCCGGAAGCAGCGGUGACGAAGAUGAUGUGGGCGCUCUGUUCCAGGUCGAGAAGGACGCAACUUUGGUGGUGGAAAACCUGUCGGUGUUGAGCGACAGCAGUGGCGGCGGUGACCCUCGCGGCAGCGGCGGUGGGCCUGCGCUGCUGCUGUUCGACCUGCUUCCUGGAAGUCUCGUAGAGGCCCGCGGGUGCUACUUCGGUCCUGCCGGCGGCGGCGGCGGGAGCGCUUCGCCUGCUGUUGCCCACGUCGCGAAGAGCAGUCGCUUGCAUCUGGCGGACGGAUGCUCGGUCGUGCUACGGGACAGCAGCAGCCCGAGCGCUGGAGGCGGAGAGCCAGCACGGAACGGCGGUGGCUGGCUGGCGGCGGCGUUGGUUGUGGAGAGCGGCGGGGAGUUUCUCGCGGAGUCGAUGGCGUUUCGCCGCAUCGUAGCAACAGCAACCCGACCGCCAGAAACGGAGUCCUUCGAGGAGGAUGCCGCAACACACAAUGUGCGCGGUACAAGUGACUACGGCGCGGGGUUGACGCUCUUGCGGCUGCUCGGCGGCACCGCUACCCUGGUCGACUGCGAGUUCUCCGAGGGGGGCUUCGCGGGAGGAGCGAGCGGCCGCGACGCUGCGUGGGUAGAGAGCCGAGUGUUGCUCUUGAGGUGGGCGGGAGCGGCGCCAUUGCUUAGCGGCGGCCGGGUCGAGGCGCAUCAAGCCAAGGGAGCGGUAACCGCCGUCGCUCCGACGUCAAGCACGGAAUACCAACACUUGAGUGGCACCACCACCACCACCACCACCACCACCACCACCACCCCGGCGGUGGACGAUGAAGAGAUUGACGCGCCGCUCCUCGAGUCGACUUCUUGGGGCGUCUUUGACGGCAGGCUUCUGCUGCCGCCGCCGCCGCCGCCACCGAACGGAGCGCCCCCCAUGCGGUCGCGUUCGCCGCCGGGCAGCGUGGAAAGCCACCGCUCCGUCUGGGUGUCCGGCGACGGGUCCCAGCUCUGGGUGCACUCGACCGGCGGCGGCACCGCAGGUGCCGUCGUCGACGGGAACGCUCUGCGAGAGGCGGACGGCUUCGCCGGGGGUGAUGAUAAUCUUCUCCAGGCGCUGCAGCAGCAGCGGUCGUGGUGGUGGUUGCCUUUCGGCACCCGGGGCUUCCUCGCCUUGCAAGAGCGGCUGUUCGGCGUGCCGCGGCUUGGUGCGAGCAGUGAGGCCACCGGGAGUGCCGGCAAGGGGAGGGGGCUGCGAGGGGGCGAGAAUCCCGUGGCGUCGCCCCCAGGUUCAGCAGGCGGCGGGAGCGGGGUGGCGGGGGAGGCUGGCGGGGAGGACGAGGACCACGAGAUGGACAUCGCCCCCGCGGGAGGUCUUGGCCGCAGGGGUCUCUUGGUGGAGUGCCCCGAGGGCUACUUCGGAGAUUCCUGCUCCGAGUGCGCUUCGGGGUUCGUUGAGACGGAGGGAGGCGAGUGCGAGGCGGCUCGGUCUCAGUGCACCGUCGGCAACGCCGUCCGGGCGGUUGUUUUCGUCACCCUCGCCGUCUUGAUACUCUGCUUCACUCUGGAUGCCUUGUGGAACGGGAAGUCGCCGCCACGCAGGAUCGCGCAGAUGUGGGGAGGGAUCACGAACAGGGGCUCGAAGGAGGACGCCGCUCCGAUGUCCGCAUCGUCGCACGGCCGUUCUUCCAAACACCUUGCCGCCAACGGCAAUGGCCCGCGAACAGCAGGACGGUCGGGGGCCGGGGGGGGGGGGGGGAAUGAUGCUUCGGGCGGGGACAGCUGCGGACGCGAGGGCUUGGGGCGGUUAUUGCAGGGAGGCUUGGUUUUCGUGGUCACGGCACAAAUCAUUACCCUGGGGUCUGAAGUGAUGGAGCUAGAGUUUCCCAUGGCCAUGCAGAGGGUGCUGUCGGCGCUCAAGUGGACCAACGUGGACCCCCAAUCCUUCGCCGGGAGCUGCGUGUUGCCCGAGCUUCCCUUUUUGGACCGCGUGAACGGUACAGUCGGCCUCCUCACGGUUGCCCUGGUGGCGCUAUUCCUGAGUUUCGUCCUGGCCGGCUUCUGCACCGACUGGGAGAACAGCGGCAUCAACAACGGCAACCAUCCGGUGCGCAAGGGAGCUUCGGUGCGGCAGGGCGAGGGUGCUUGGGGGGGGCGGCACGACAGUGCUCCGGUUUCCUCCGUUCAGAUGGAGACCGGUGGCGGCAGCGGGAGCUUGAGAAGUGAUGCUUGGGAGCGGUGGGGUCGCUGGAGCGCUGCUGAGAGACACACCUGCGCCGCUGUGGUGGUCUGCCUCCUCUUGUACCCGGUGGUGUGCACGGUGCUGCUGAGAGUGUUCGAUUGCCGGGACGGGGAAGGGAAUGGAGACGCCGACGACGGGGAAGGCAGCUGGCUCAGGGCGGACACGACCGUCGAGUGUUCCUCCGGACAGCACACAUCCUACGAGAUGAUCGCCGCCACCUGUCUGGGUCUGUACGGGCUCGGCUUGCCCUUGGCGCUGGCGACCAUCGUGUAUUGGGCCAAGUCCGGCGAAGAAGAUCAACGCGACGUGGCGCCUCCCUCCGCCUCCGCCGCCGCUGCACCGGACGAUGAUGACGAUGAUGACGAUGAUGACGAUACCAACGACACCACCGUAGCGGUCCGGAGGCUGAGAGGAGGGGCUCUCCUGCAAGGGGGCCCCGCAGCCAGCGGCGGCGGCGGUGGGGGGGGGGGAGGCUUCCCGCCCCGCGGACGAGGAGCAUCAGGGGCGGGGUCCGUCGAAGAAGAUGCUUCCUUCCUAGCGGCGAUGACGUCAUCGCCGACUCUCUCGGGCGGGGACGGCGGCGAGCGCGCGGGUAACGGUAACGGCGUCAACAUCACCUCGGCGGCGUCGGCUAUCGCCCGGGCAGGCCGGAGGAGUGGGGGAGGGGAUUCGGGACACGUGGACGCCAGCGUCGCGGCGGCGGCGGCGGCGGCGGCGGCGGCUUCCCCCCGGACUGGCGGCGGCAGCGGGGGGUGCUGCGUGUGGCUGUCGAAGAGCAAGGCGUGGAGGGCGUCGGGGAGAGGGGUUCUGGCCGUCCGCAAGUCCAUGUCCCCCGACUCGGAUUCUUCUUGGGAGACGACGUCUUCCAAGAGGAAUAACAGGAGAUGGCGCAGCACCAUUCCUGUCUGGUCCCCCUACAAGGCAGGCCGCCAGGGGUUCGCGGCCUGGGAGAUUGGGAGGCGUUUGCUGCUCACCGGGUUCCUGACCGCGGUGCCCCCCGGGGAGGGUUUCAUGCGCGUUGCGGUGGCGUGUGCGCUAGCGGGCGUGUCCUUAGUGGUUGGCGAGGUGGUCCGGCCGCACAGGGACCCUUGGAUCGGCUGGGUUUACCGCGGGGGGGGCUUUGCCAUCUUGCUGGCGAACCUGACCGGGCUGGCCCAAAAGAUCGGGGCUGCAGACACGGGGUCCCCGUGGGUGGUCGUCUCCGCCGGCAUCUUCAUCUCCCUCGUGUUGGCCCUGGCCGUCUGCCUGUGCGGGGGGUGGAGGCUCUCGUGCGCCGAGCAGGGCAGCAGCGCGGCCGCCGCCGCCGCCAUCAUCCCCCGUCGCGACUCCCGGUCAGCGUUUCCGUCUGUAGUCGGCCCUAGCGUGGGCGGCGACCACCACGACGGAGACCUUGGUAGUAGUAGCACCAGAGGGCGCCAGAAGGCGCCUCCACUGCGACACGCCGGGCCUGACUCGGUCAGCAGGAGCGGCGACGGCGACGGCGAUUGCGGUGGGGGCCCGGAUUCCGCCAGUGUCCCCGGCCGAGAUGUUUUCGUUGCCGCGGCUGUUCGGUCGGAGAGCAGCGCUGUUCCCGACAGCGGCAGGGGUCAGUCGCCCUCCAGCUUCGCGAGCACGAGCUUCGAGAGCGGGGCGUCCGAGACCAGUCGGAGUCGGAGGCGGAGCGACCAGGCCCGCGUCCUGGCCAGCUGGCGAAACAGCACGGGGUCGACCGGCUUCUCGGGGUCUCGCUCGCGGCGGACCAUGAGCAGGGUUUCGUCUUCCGGAGGAGGCGUCACCCCGACCGACCAACAGACCCCCGCGCCCGUCGGGAACAGGGGCCGAGGGAAGAUGUUCCGGAGGAAAUCCAGCGAGGCUCUGAACGGGGGCGUCAGCUUCUUGAGCCUGCAGAGCAACAGCAGCGCGACGAGCGGCGGCGGGGGCAAGGGGGGCCCGACGGAGCUGCGGCGCCUUCGGUCUGAGCGCUCCCGGUCCUACUCGAGCGGGCAGAUCGACCUCAAGAUGCUCCAGGGCUUGGGGAACUUCCCCGCCGCCACUGAGGGACCCGACGGACAGAAACCGAUCGUGGGUGACUCGAGAACCCUCGGCACGAACUGGGUCGGGCAGAACGCGCGAGGGGGCUGGCCGCUCGACCUCCCGGCGAGCUCGGCGAUGCCCAGGUGGUGGAUCGAGCACGCCUCCCGCAGCGGCGGGGACAGCUCACACAGCCUUGGCGUAGGCGGCGGCGGCGGCGGCAGCGACUUUGCCGCCGGGGCCCCGCCGGACCUCGUGCUGGCCGCGCAGGAGCGGGCGAAGGCGGCGGAGAGGGAGGCUGCGGCGGCCCGCGUGGAGGCCAUGUUCGGGGACGAGAACCACCUCAACGAGCGGCGCUUCAGCAACGCCGACGGCGGGAGCAACAUCGACGACUUCCGGGCCUUCGUCCGCGCCAGGGCUUCCGGCACCAGCUCGUUCGACUCCCGCUGCCCCCCCGAGGGCGGUCGCGACGAGGCGUCGGUCGGGGACGAAGCCAGCGACGGCGGGAGCGCGAGUACCGGCGGUAACGGCGCCUACUGGGACACGGGCGACGACGCCGGCUCCACAUUCUCCCAGGACCAGUCCGACAACGGCGGCGGCGGCGGCGGCGGCCGGUACGUGAACAAGCGGGGCGGGGGCGGAAGGAAGCUCCCGUCCGCCAUCGGGUCUAGGUCAUCGCCCGUGGGCGGCGGUGCGGAGACCCCCCUGACCUCGGCGGAGCUGAAGCAGUACCUGAACUUCGACUUCGAGGACGACGACGGGAGCCUGGCCGGGGACCCCGUCAGCUUCAUCCGCGUCUCGGAGCGCGUCAACAGCAUCAACGCCAAGCGGCUCUUCUCGUCUCUCAAAGGGGAGGGGGGGUAA
Messenger RNA from Ectocarpus siliculosus, 5400 nucleotides. NCBI's taxonomy places the organism in Eukaryota, Phaeophyceae, Ectocarpales, Ectocarpaceae. The record is from the annotation of a GenBank genome assembly.